Ornithodoros turicata is the source of this 983-nucleotide messenger RNA. RefSeq names its product barrier-to-autointegration factor-like (gene baf). Bases 371 to 643 code for a protein of 90 amino acids. The record is from RefSeq and is a predicted model, not a curated record. The transcript has 3 exons. Gene Ontology annotation, molecular function: DNA binding. NCBI's taxonomy places the organism in Eukaryota, Metazoa, Arthropoda, Arachnida, Ixodida, Argasidae.
GUCGAUGGUCAUAGCAGUAACCUUGGUCCCUUUGUGAUUGGAGUUCAAUUAAAAUUUUCUCAUAUUUCAACCAAAUUUGCUGUGGCUAUCUACAUGUGAUUAUAGAACACAUAAAGUGAUAAGUUAUUCGACCAUUCCGCUUCACGUUUCGCUGGUUUCACGCUUCACGCGCGUGGAAAGGUUUCCGGCGAUUCCCGGUUCCAGGGUGCAGUGUUGGCAGUGUGCAGCGGUUCGUCUUUGAAACGGUGUCGUAAUUUCGUUGUCGAUAGCCUGUGAAGUAAACCAAAAUUUACCCUUGGCGUUGAUUAACGCCUGCUUGGAACAACCCAACCAACGGAUAAAUUCGAGAAACAAUAACCGCUUGGCAACGAUGUCAUCAACAUCACAAAAGCACAGAAACUUCGUGUCAGAGCCCAUGGGCGAGAAACCAGUGACAGAUCUUGCUGGCAUUGGAGAAAUCCUGGGGAAACGACUGGAACGAAAAGGGUUUGACAAAGCAUACGUUGUCCUCGGACAGUUUCUUGUGCUUAAGAAGAACCGGGAGCUGUUCAUCGAGUGGUUGAAAGACAUCUCCAUGGCAAACACGAAACAUGCGGCUGACUGCUAUCAGUGUUUGUACGAUUGGUGUGACGAGUUCUUGUAGUGAUGUCGCAUUGCUUAGGAGUGUAAAUACCCAUGAAAUCACAUGCUAACUGUAUUUCUACAGUUUCUUUACUAUGCUUUUACAGUUCUUAAUGUCCUUGCUUUUGCAUAGACACUGAAGGUAUCGUCCCUUGUAUUUGCCUAGCAUACGUUUGCAACUUUAAAAUAGGAGCAGUCAUCAGUACUUACAGAUAUGAAGGUGCAUGGAAUGUUUGAAGUGUAACCUAUUGAACAUUUUCUGAUGCGUGCUUCUACUUUCGCUGCUGGAGUGUAUGCAGCAUCACUGUCUGAGAAGUUUUGAGGAAGUAUUUUCAGAGAAUAAAACACGAGGAAACAAACUG